GUCGCUAUGGCAAAGGGUGGCAUCACUGGGGGACGUGUUGGAGGCACGGAACGGUGCAGCGCUCGCUGAGAUGACGCCAUUUUACUAACCUUUUCGUCGCGCACUACCACCACCAUCAGUCGCUCAGGAGCCGCCGAAACGCCUCGCGUUACGUGCCGCACGCGCCACGCGGCCGUUCGUAACGUCGUUGUCGCACACACCGAUUCGACGCCUCCGCGCUCCGCGAGCAAGCAAGCAAGUAGAUUGCCAUAACAGUUUGCACUAUUAUGGAAGAUGAGGAUGGAGAGGGUAAAAUGGUAGAUAUGUGGAACAUAUUGGAGGAGCAGCAGCGACUCAAGGACACCACAUUGGGCAACGCACUGAGACAUUCCAUCGACGAUGUGUAUACGGAUGUAAUCGAGGAGGAGAAGAAGCAGCAGCAGCAAAAGCUGAUACGCUACAAUUCGAUUGUAGCCUCGAACGAUACGCGUAAGAACAUCGUUGCGAGGCCGAAGCUGAUAUUCAAGGGCCUCAAGAAGCGCAUCUUGGCUGAGGCACGGGAAGGCCCUACCACGCCAAAGGGCAGCAUCGGCACGCCGGGAGCAGCUACAGCACAUCAGCAAUCGACGACGCGUCCCAAUGUCCCGACGAGGACCGGCAGCAGGGACGGCAAGGGGGUGGAGAGGAAGCGAAAGCGUAAGAUAACGGAAUACGCUCAGUAUCUGGGCCUACGACCGUCCUCCACGAGGCACGCGGAGUGCUCCAAGUGCCACGCGCGGCAGUCCACACAGGGCUGCGGUCCUAACUCGUGCGCCUGUAAUCCUAGUGGUAUGACGCUGAUGGCUGGCACUUCCGUUGAGUCGCAGAUGCCGCCGGCACCGCCGCCGCUGCACGCGAGCAACUUCAAGAUCACACGGAAGGUCUACUUGUGCUCGGCAUGUGGUACGUACUUCGAGAACUGGAACCUAUUCCUGCACAUGCGGGACAUACACGAGCGUCACAUAUGUCUCUACUGCCUGGGCAUGUUCGGCCAGGCAGAGAGGCUUCUCUGCCAUCUGAUGAACAAGCACAGCGUGCCGGAGAUGGCAUUCACCACGGUCGAGGACUUCUACCGCGCCUUCAAGGGAUCGUGCUACCUGAUCUGCUGCAGCUGUGAGAAAGUGUUCUCGGAGACUGACGACUUCUACAACCAUUUUUGCGUCCCGGUGCUGGGAGAGCAGGACGCAGCGGCCGUCGCCACCACGUCGACGUGCACCAUAUGCAGGCAGACCGGCACGCACGCGAGUACCUGUAGUUUUGCUCUAUCGUUGGAAAAAGAUUCGUGCGCCCUGGCGGCGGUUGCCGACGUCGCGACAUGUACAGACACAGCGGCGUCACCGGCGACAGCGGCAGCGACUGUUCCUCCGGCGUCGGAGAUAGCCGCGAAUCUCGGGGGUAAGGGACUACCGAGGAAAGCGAUUAAGUACAGCAGGAGGAAACAGCGCGGGCGAGACGAUAUGCAGAAUUCUCGCCAGCAAAAGCCGCCGAGUGCGCUGACGAGAAUGCUCGCGGACACGAGAUCGGUACAGUGUAAUGAGAAUCAAUUCGAUCGCUACGACCUUGACGCGAGGGAGCUCACGAACAAUCUGCCCAGGGACACGGUCACCGAGACAAUAAUGGAGGUCUCCAGGUACACGGGCGGCGAUUCGUCCGACGAGAACGACGAGAACGAUGAGCAGGCGGUGAACAAGGACUCGCACGGCAAUCGCGAUAGAGGCGUGGGUGGAAAGUCGCCCGCGAUUCAGCAGAACUGUCAGCUCGAGUUCAGUGAACCCUACGACAGCGUGACCGAAACUAUCAUGGAGGUGUCGCGUUACACGGGCGAAGAGAACAAGAGCCAGAGAGAAGAGAACGCAGCAACGUGCAUCCCAAACGCGCGCAAUGCGUCGCACGCGAUCGAAAAGACGAGAGAAGGCGACGAGGCGUGCGAGAAGAACGACGUUGACCCGUCGCGCUCGACCAGUGGUUCGACAGCACCUAGUCCGGUACAGUGGGACGCGGAGGCCGUGACAGCGGAUACGAAAGCGAACGCUAGCGCGUACGAGACCAAGUAUGAAGCCAGUCUGCAGGACGCGCGAAGUUGCAGCCCCAUUAACCGGUCGUUGUUCAGCCCGCAACACGAAUCGCAACACAUAUCGGAUCCGCCAAAGUCUAGGGAGAGAGAAGGUCUCGAAAAUGUCGACAGCAAGAGAGCGGAUAAACCACUUGUCGCAACGAACGCCAGUGAAUCUCAAGCCUCGGUUUCGUUCAACGCCGUCGCUCCAUCCGACAGGAGUUUGGUCAUCAAGAUUUGUAACAGGAAUUCGCAGUUUAGCGUUGCGACGACCACCGUCACGAGCAGAGAAUCCGAGGAGAAUAACAACGCUGAGGAAUCAACGUCGAAGGAGAGACUACCGAACGGUUCGCAAACGGAGAGAAGGGACGUUAUUGGCGAUGAUAAUCAGGUGAACGAGCUGGACGACAGUGAUUCCGACAGCGACAAACUAGCGGUAGUGGACAGCAAUCCGGAGGAGGACGAGGAAGCGGAGGAGGGCGAGGAGGGUGAAGAGGUUGACGUGACCGAGGACAGGCACGAGGACGGCGCGGGAGACAAGAAAAACCAAAGGAACCAGGAGGAAAAUAACGACACCAGACUUGAGACGUAUACCGACGAAUUAUUCUCCGUCACGGGAACACCGUCGAUCGACAACGCGGUGAUCGAAGACGUUACGAACAGCGAGCAGACGCAAAGAAGCAACCAUACGGUCGACAAUAGCGGUAUCGUGUUGGCCGGCGAGGACGUUCCGUGCAUCGACCUGAAUGUCGAGGGCACACUGGACAGCAUGGAACUGGAGGAGCUGCUGAAACGUUGCAUACAGGCAGCCAGUCCCAUCUGUGUGUACUGCAACCACGCGCGCUACAUCGCUGUGAACGGCAGGCAGCUGGGCCUGCACAUGCUCGCGGAGCACAAGUUUCAGCCGCAGCAUCCCGCGAUCAUCAUACACGCGGAGCAGUUCACCGCGCGUGUAAAGCGGUCCCUCGACGAGCUCGAGUCCCGUUACUUCAAUCUGGACACGUACAACAGCGCGGACGGCACGUACAACGUGCCGAAAGUGCUUAUAUACGAGUGCUUUCAUUGCAGGUUUCACUCGACCGUGCACAAGGAACUGUACCUGCACAACCGGAAGAUGCAUCAGAAGACCAUACUGAUUUGCAUAAUGUGCAAGUCGACGUUCUACAGCUACAGCGAGUUGGUAUGCCACUUGUGCCCGGGCGUCUACUCGCCGAAUGCGAAUUUGCGAUAUCGAUGCUGCCUCUGCACGGUAGCGAGCCUGCCGUCAGCGUUCCGGCUGAUGGUCCACGUGCGCAAACGUCACCACGCAUGCGACGUCUGUUUGGAGUCCACGGGUAAUCAGCAGCGUCUCUCGAAUCACGUGUGGAAGCACAAACUGCAUCAUCUGUGCUACAGAUGCGGUAUCGCGUACCGCAACAAACCGGACAUCACGAAGCACUUGUUCUGGAAGCACGGCACGGAGAGCGUCCUGUGCCGGAAGUGUCUACAGAAGAAGUGGCCGCAUAUUUAUCACUUUUGCAUACCACCAACGGCAUUCGGCUGCGAGGAGUGUGGCUUGAACUUCGGGCGUGCGGUGGCGCUCAAGGUCCACAAGAGGUUGCAUUCCGGCGAUUCGCCAUACGGCUGCGACGAGUGCGAGCAGCGCUUCAUAUCACGGAAACUUCUAGCCAAGCAUCAAGCAACUCACCAGGAACCUGAGCCACCGGAAGACGUUCACGUGAACGUAACGGGUGUAGUGAACCCCCCAUUAACGGAUAAAGAUGAAAACAAAGACAAGGAAACGCCCGUGACGGCGGUGGGAACCGAGGGAGACUCGAUUGUGACUGGAAUCGAGACAGGAUCGAAGAACGUUAAAGAGGCUGUGAAAAAAGUGGUCGAUGUUUACGAUUUACCGCCACUCAAUCUGUCGUCCGAGAGCGACACGGAUAGUGAAGAAGAAAAGGAGAAAGAGAAGCCUUUUACUUCCACGGAAAAACCACCAGAGAAGGAAAAUAUCAAUGAAAAUGUGGCGAAGAAGGACGAGGACGAGAGCACCAUCGAAAAGACUACUGUUGCUGACGAUGAUGACGUUACCGCGUCGAACAACGAUGUAGUGGAUAACGAGGUUGAACGGAAUGAAGAGGAGAAGAAGCAGGAGGCGCGCAUCAUGGAUGGCAUUUGGGACACCUUUAAGACUUACGCCGCCAGUCUAGACGCAGAGGAAUCCGCCAAAAACGUCGCGUUGAAGGAGAGCGUAGUACCUGAAACCGACACCACAUACUUGAGAAGCAUCGUCUUCUCCGAUCACGAUUAUUGCGUGGUAUACUCGACUGAUAAAGAAAAGAAUGAGGAUCAAGCUUCCAAGGACGAUGAUACGAAGGAGCACAAAUCUGGAAGAAGUCCAUCGCCCGGUACUCCGACUGGCAACACCGAAUGUGACAACGACACAAGCAAACGGAAGACGAAAACUCCGAAAAAGAAGAAGCGUAGCGGCAGCACGUCGUCCACGAGCGACUCCUCGAGCGACUCCGACUCGAGCAGUUGUUCGUGCGGUACCAACUGCAGUUGCAGUAGCUCUACGUCCGGCAGCUCCUCCGGUAGUUCCAGCAGCAGCUCCGAUUCCGACAGCUCUGCGUCCGAGAGUUCGCCUAGGAAACAACAAUCCAACAGUCGUAAGGAUCGGAAUAAGAAGGAAAAGGAGGCCGCCACGCGAGAGAACAAGUCGCAGUCCAUCGAGCCGGAGAACAAGGAGACGGAGAUUACAAUCGAGAACGGUCCCACGGUGCCUGAGGUAGUAGUGAGCGAGCCUUCCCCGGUGAAGCCGCUUUUGCGGGAGUCCGAUCUGGAGACCGAGGAAACCGAAACUGAUGAGGAUUUUUAUGACGAGUAUCCACAGCUGCUCGCUAACAAACUACUAGCGGAGAAGCGCAAUCAGUUGCUGUUGCUGGCCGCUGUAGCGCCAGCAUCGACGCCGUCCUCGACGCCGACCUCGACGCCGACCUCGACGUUGAUGCCAGCGAUGGAACAGUCAUCGAUGAUGCCGCUGAACAAUGGCAUUUUGGCACCGGAAACGGCACUGUCGGAUCCGAUCUCAAUGGCCGUCAAUAAACGGCAGUCGCAGCAGCAGCAAAAGAGGAAAACAAAGACGAAGAAACGACGAAAGGGCGAAAGGGGGAAACGUAAUGCGAUUACAACACCGACCGUGGAAUCGAUCAAACUGAACAUUCCCAAGGCGUUUUACCAGAAGAAUCCGGGAUUCACCGUGUCAUCGCAACCGACGCUGGCGUCGCGUCCUAACAGCAGGUCUUCGAACGAAUCGAAUCUUUUACCAGCUGCGACAUGCAACGACUUUCAUGCCGCGAGCAUCGCGAUAGAGAUGCAUCAGCAGCAGCAAGCGUCAUCGGCUACUGCCGCCGCCAUCGCCGUCGUUGGCGUACAGAACCAGAACGUCGGUGGCCAACCGGAGACAGAGAACAAGAGAGUUUCGAAGAGGAAGCGCGUACCGAAACGCUUUUACGGCGACUCGAGCGACGACGAGCCACAGGAGAAGCAACCUUUCAGCCGAUGGCGGAAAAUUGAUACAACCACCUCUAUGAUGACCGCUGCUAUCACCAAUACCACCACUACUACUAUCCCGGCUUUUACUCCGGUGCCACCGGUGACAGCAAUGACGCCGCCGAAUUCGAAGCCGUUGGUGUCGAAACUGUCCUUUAGCGGAAAGACUAUCGUACAGACAUACGGUAGCAGAUCUACUCAAGCGGAGCAGAUAGCGAGCCAGCAGCAAAUGUCUCUACUGCCCGAGGCAUUGCCAAUUGCCGCACCAGCAUCCGCCACCGAAUCCGAGGAUCCUGUGGAGAGCAGCAGCGAAAGUAGCGAAUCCGAGACGGAGAAUACUGCCGUGGAACCGCCAAAGAUCAACCCGAUCAAUCCAAUCAACCCAACAUUACCGGCCGUUGGCGCGUCGACCUCGGAACGACCCGGCAAGAUUUAUUGUUACUGUCAAUGCCCAUAUGACGAAGUGUCGGAAAUGAUAGCCUGUGACGGUGACGACUGCCGCAUUGAGUGGUUUCAUUUUGAGUGCGUCGGUAUAAUGGUGCCGCCUAAGGGCAAGUGGUACUGCCCGGACUGCAGGAAGAAGCACGGUAUUGUGCAAAACGACGAAUACUGCGAUUGAUAGUCUGCCGCGUAGAACGAUAGACGACGGCACAUUACUACCAAAUUCGAGCAAUCGGAUCGUUGCUUUUUAGGCAUAAUGCUAGAAUUUUUCUCUUUUUUUUUCACGAACGUAACGUAAAGAAAAAAAAGUUGCUACACUGUUCCACGUUGAUAUUUUUCUUAAGCCAAUACACAGAGUGUUUGUACAUAACUAUGUAAAUACGUCUUAGAAUUAUAAGAAUGAAAGGAGGUUUUUUGUGUACAUUUCUUUGUACUUCUUUUAACGACAGUAUGUAUAAAUAGGUAGCAUUGGUAGAUAGAUGAAUAAGUAGGUAGAAUAUAUCACCGGCAAGGUAUUGUCAUUAACAACAGUUAUUGACGUUGUUUCAGCUGAUAUGAAUCAGGGUUGUCAUAGAUCUGGAAAACUUGAAAAAGUCAUAGAAAUUUAAAUCACUCAGAGAAAAGUCAGUAAAAGGUAUUUUAAAAAUAUGGAAUUUGAACUCUUUCACAAUUUCUUUAAAUGCUCUUAUUCUAACGGGUACUUGUAAUUUUGUAAAUGUAGAUAUUUAAUAUUUAUUUAUAGUCUAAUGUAUUUAUAAAUUACGAAUUAUUUCUUAACUAUUACAGCUGUGUGAGAAUAACUUAAGUAGUAAGAAAAAUAAUCACAAUCGAUUCGUCAACUACAGAAAAAUAGAGAAGUCGUGUUUAUUUCAUUCAAAAAUUAAUUUUGUCUAUUUAAUGUUUAAAUUUUAGUAAGAAAUUUAUUAAAUUUUAUUUUAAAAAUUAUUGCUGCUUAAUAUUUUUGAAUGCGAUAUUUUUAAGGCAUCUUGUUCCGUCAAUUUGUAAAUUUUCACGUGUUUUUUUAGAUACUAAUGAAAAAAAAAGAAAUUUAUAAUGAAAAGCCAUUAUACUGACUUUGAUCAGUUGCCAUAUACAUAAUCUUUAUAAAACAUUUUUUACCUUUUUGCUUUUUUCUGUAAAAAAUUUACAAAAUUGGGCCUGUCGUUUCUACCUGUUUAGGUAUAUGUGCCUCUUCAAAAUUAUAGAGUUGGUCAUGGAAAAUUGUUUCUAUUAUCAUUUGGAAAAUAUAAAGAAAAUUAAAAAAUUAUUCUAUGGCAAUCCUGUAAAUAUUUAAAUUAUAAUAAUGGUACCUUAUUGGUGAUAGUAUAGAUAACAGUACGAAAUCGUACGCAACCUAACAAUGUGGUAUGGUUGCGUUUCUCACAAAUCUUAGGAUUUUCGCCUGAUGCGCCUGAUUGCGACUACUACACUUGCGAUCGUUGGCGGUAUCUGUGCCCCGGUCUUAGAGUCUAUCUCCGUUGCGGUCGGCGCUUGACCUCUCGAUACCUCUCCGUUGGUCCAGUAGAUCACGCUGUUAAAUGUAUAACUGUUGUAAUUUAAUUUUUCUAGAACAGCGAAUACGGAGAUGAUAUUGUUUUCUUUACUUUUUUUCUUUUAUUGACACUGGACUACUCUAAAUUUUUUAAGUCGCUGUAUUCGCUAAGCGUCAUCGAUUGGUCUCUUUGGUGAUAGCAGCGUACGAAUAUCGUUGUGUAGCGCUUCCUCAAAGCAAUGUACCUCUCGCGGGAGGCGAAUCUUUCCUUGCUUCUAGUCUAUCAUAGAUAUUGUCUUGAAAUAAAACCCCUUCUUGUUUCAGCGGUCAAAACAUCCCUUCUGCCAAACAAUUCUUUGCCGGUCAAUGACAAUUAUCUGUUGUAUUAUUUUUCAUAAUACAUCAGGUUUAUAAAUUUUGGCGAGUAAACGUCAUUCUUUGAAUUGUCGAUUAAUAACGACGCGCGAUAAUUGCAAAUAACAUUGUUAAAAAUGGUUAAUAUAAUGUUUAUUAAGAAAUUUGCUGAACAGACAGUAUUACAGCAACAAGUACAAGAAAACAAAUCUACAUCAUACUCUUAUAUUAUUUCCACGAGUUUCGUGUAUAAUUACCGUAUAAUUUACAUAAUUUUUAUGCAAAUCGAAGGAAUGACGGCGAUUAAACGCCACUGAUAGUUCUGUCAGUGUUCUUCUUUAAUGCCUAUCAAUCUUACUUUAAUUUUAUAAAAGAACAAAACAGUCGCGUGCGCAAUUAUUGUCUUCGAUUUGUGUCGAUCGCUUACUUUUAACGGACCUCGUCACAUUAUAGUUAUAAACAAGAAAUCUCUUAGAGUACUGCAAGCAACCGUUAUGCUGAUUUCCUCAAUUGUCAGCCAUAAUUUCCUCUAGCAAUUCAACACCCAUAAUGUCCAUGGCGAAAUCUUUGUAAGAUAUCUUCUGUAUCAUAACGUAAUAAUACAUUACUCUCGGGAAGCC
Molecule: messenger RNA, 8512 nt
Organism: Monomorium pharaonis (pharaoh ant)
Lineage: Eukaryota; Metazoa; Arthropoda; Insecta; Hymenoptera; Formicidae
Gene: MESR4
Exons: 2
Coding region: 267-6224 (1985 amino acids)
Biological process (GO): regulation of transcription by RNA polymerase II
Cellular component (GO): nucleus
Molecular function (GO): RNA polymerase II cis-regulatory region sequence-specific DNA binding; DNA-binding transcription factor activity, RNA polymerase II-specific
Source: RefSeq, a predicted model, not a curated record